AUGACACACGUGAGUGACCUAGAGGAACAAUGGUUCAGAGAGAAGGAACAGGAAGUGCAAACAACUCUGACCUGGGAACAGGCCUGCAUUGGCCAAGACUUCCAGUACAAUGUCAGACACUAUGUAGUGGUGAUCAUGGCUCCGAUAAUGCCUCAUGUAGAGCAUGUUUCAUUUUAUCUUGGCUAUAGGAUGUGCAGAGAACUGUUUCACAAAAGAACAGGCGGUGGGGCCGUCCCGACCGACUGCGGCCGGGGCCCGGGGGAGUUAAUCCGAAAGCGCCGCCAGCCCCGCGGGCCCAACUCCACGUGUCACCGAGAAGCUGAGGUAGAGACAGAGAGAGAGAAAGCAAGUGAUCUGAGUCGGGGAAAGUCCUGCGCGCCUCCGGGCAAUUAUAAAAAUGUGACCCCCCGGACGGCUUCCAAACCACCGCCCUCACCUGCUGCGCCCAGUGGUCCGCCGGCUGCUGCUCCGUGUCCGCGCCCGCCCAGCAUGCGGCCCCCGCGCAGCCUCCUCCUGGCAGUUUCUCUGGUCCUCCUGCACCACCUCAGUUUGGACAGGAACCUCCCCACCACAGCCACGGCAGGCCCUGGCAUGUUCUCCUGCCUCAGCCACUCCCAGAACCUGCUGAAGGCCGUCAGCAGCACGCUUCACAAGGCCAGACAAACAUUGAAAUAUUACUCCUGCACUUCUGAAAAGAUUGAUCAUGAAGAUAUCACAAAAGAUAAAACCAGCACCGUAGAAGCCUGCCUACCACUGGAAUUAACCAAAAAUGAGAAUUGCCUGGUUUCCAGAGAGAUCGCUUUCAUAACGAAUGGGAGUUGCCUGGCCUCCAGAACAGCCUCUUUUAUGACGACCCUGUGCCUCAGUAGUAUCUAUGAAGACUUGAAGAUGUACCAGGUGGAGUUCAAGGCCAUAAAUGAAAAGCUUUUGAUGGAUCCUAAGAGGCAGAUCAUUCUGGAUCAAAACAUGUUGGCAGCUAUUGAUGAGCUGAUGCAGGCCCUGGAUUUCAACAGUGCGGCUGUGCCUCAGCAACCCGCCCUGGAAGAACUGGAUCCUUACAAGAUGAAAGUCAAGCUCUGCAUCCUCCUUCACGCUUUCAGAGUCCGCGCAGUGACUAUCAACAGGAUGAUGAGCUAUCUGAAUUCUUCCUAAAAAGGCUCAGGUCUCGCCCAACCUUAAAGUCAUUUGAAUCAAAGCGAUUUCUAUAGGCUGUGCGGGAGGUGGUGGCUUGACCUGGUCCUACUUAAGCUAGUAAUUUUCUUGUUGUUUACAUUAGUCAACCACCCAAAAGUUGAACAUGUAACUACUUUACUUAAAUGGGUCCUUUCCUCGCGUGUAUUCCACAUUGACUAGGGAUAAGUUGUUUUUAAAGUUUUCAUAAGCAAAUUGCUAAAGGGGGAAGUUUUCUUCACUGUGUGAUUUUUAGAAAAACAGGAAUUUAUAAGCUACUUCUAUAUCAAAGUGUUUGUUGAAACACUCAAGCAUAAUUUAUUUUAAAAUAUUUAUUUUUAUAAGGGUGUGUUC
Messenger RNA from Myotis davidii, 1524 nucleotides. RefSeq names its product interleukin 12A (gene IL12A). The coding region runs from base 1 to 1152 and encodes 383 amino acids. The transcript is spliced from 9 exons. The record is from RefSeq and is a predicted model, not a curated record. Gene Ontology annotation, cellular component: extracellular region. Gene Ontology annotation, biological process: immune response. Gene Ontology annotation, molecular function: growth factor activity; interleukin-12 receptor binding. Lineage: Eukaryota; Metazoa; Chordata; Mammalia; Chiroptera; Vespertilionidae.